AUGGGCUGCGCCGAGGACCUGGUCGAGCAAGCCGUGGCUGCGGCGCUGUGCAUGACAGAGGAUGGCCACGAGCAGCUACAGAGCGUUUUCGCCAAUCAGCCGCCCUCUCCGACCGCGCAAAGGGCCGCCACAGCGGCCCUCUGCGCGCUGCUGGCAGAGCCCUGGGCCUACGACUACACGCGCCUGCUUCUGACUUCUGAGGCUGCGCGGGCCGCUUCAGAUUUGCGUCGCCUUGCAGGCCUACCAGUGCCGCAGACGAGGUGGCCGUUGGAUGGACUCGCCUGCUGCUCCGUUCGGCAAGCGCGAGAACUCUACGAGCCGGCCCUCGCCGGGAGGGUGAAGUUCUUGUUGGAUUCCUCGGCAGACCCAAAUGGCCUUGCAGCCAGCGCUGGUGCUUGGUGCGGCCCGCCACAGUCGCCAUUGAUGUGCUGUGCCAUCCAUGGAUGGGAGGUUGUCGCCCAGACGCUUUUGCGCGCCCAGGCCGCACCGUCCCAGACCGACCUCUCCAAUGCCACGGCACUGCACUACGCAGCCACCCAUGGAGAGGAGACGAUGUACAACCUACUGCUGGGAGCCGCGGCAGACCCCAACCAAAAAGAUGCUUAUGGUCGCAGUGCCACCGAGCUCCUAGCGACGACAGGUGUGGCUUUGCACUUCUGCCGUGCACGGGGGCUGGGGCAUCCCGCCGGACCACAGGAAUCUGGCAUGCCCAUAAGGCUGCCUGGGGCCUCUUUGUCGGUGAAGAGGUUUGUCGAGGACUUUGUGGCGCUGAAGCGGCCGGCCUUACUGAGGCGUGAGCAUCGAGGCACCGUCGGCGACGACGACGGCAACGGAAAGUCUCUUCCAUGGAGCCGCGAAGACUUAGCCGACGCGGCUGGCGAAGCUCGUGCAAUGGUAAGCGAAAUUCCAUAUGGCGCCGACUUCGGCUUGGACCCCUCGCAGGAGACCCCGACGACGCUGCGAGACUUCCUCCAGGCAACACCUCAACCACCGGCGAAGCGGCAGCGCUGCCGCGAGCAACAGGCAGACCGGGCCUACAGACCAUACUUCUUUGUGGCUGUGGACAAGGAGCUUCAGCCGCAGCUUGCCAGGCUGCUUGAGGCCAAGCUGGGCGUGGCAGUCGGAGGCAGAGUCUCCUGGCCCUUCGGCGAGGUCCAGCCCGCCCAGAGCCUGCCCUUCACGGCCACGACGAUUCAGUUUGCCGUUGGAGGUGAGGGGAGCGGCUCGCCCAUGCACUUUCACCAGGAUGCGCUGAACCUCUGCCUCCGCGGCCGGAAGCGCUGGUGGCUGGUUCCACCCAGCGAGGCGGCAUUCUCGAGGCUCCACCCCCUGGAUGCUCUGGACAUGGGAACGUCAGCCAACUCAGCCAGAGACUGCCUGGAGGGCGCCUGUGUCUUUGAGCAAGAGGAGGGCGACGUCGUCUACGUUCCUGACAUGUGGGGUCAUGCGGUGCUGAACUUGGAGGACCACACUGCCUGCGUUGCAGCUGAAUUCGCCUAG
Symbiodinium natans is the source of this 1500-nucleotide messenger RNA. NCBI's taxonomy places the organism in Eukaryota, Dinophyceae, Suessiales, Symbiodiniaceae. The record is from the annotation of a GenBank genome assembly.